GGUACCUGAACCAUCAUGACUCUCGGCGUAACCGACACUGCGACAUGAUGCCUACUCUUAAAACUUUCGCUAGCCAAUUUCCUCCUCUUCUCAUUUCUACCGAGAUACGCAGACGGCAACAUAGCAGUCUCUAAUACACACGCUCACAAAACCAACUCAGAAAACCGAUAAUCGCCGCCGCUCGACCGACGACCAUCCUAUCAUGUCUUCCUCGCCUCGAUCGUCCAUCUCCUCCGCCUGCGACUCUACUAGCUCUUUCCGAUCAGUCCCCGACUGGAUGUCUGCUGGACUCUCCGAAGGGUGCAUCGAGAGCCUCUCGGGCAGCAGUGGAUGCCUGAGUAGAUCUUACUCUUUCGAUCUCGCAAGUGAUGGCAGGCCAGUGCCACCGCUGCGCUCAGCAGCCAUGGUUUCGGAAAUGUUAGAGUUGAAUAGUAACCCCUGGGAGUCGGCUGUCAUUGCGGGACGUGGCACUGGUGGAGGGAUAGAGGGUGCUGAGUGUUACCACCGUCAAAGCGAAGGUAGCUAUGGUGGGCCAGGCGCGAACCAGUGGGCAAAUGCGGAUGCCGAUAUCGAAGAAUGGGAAUGCAUCCCCAGUGGCGGAUAUCUUCCGACAGUCAGAGAACAACCUUUCGGCUCGAGACACCUGGUUUCAGUGUUAGCAAAUCAAAUCCUUCGGUCGACUCAUGGUUUCCAAUGCACGAAAUCCCACCCAUCGACAACGACUCUUUUCAGCCGGCCGUGCUGUGCUUCAACAUCCUUUGACCACCGCUGCGCAGGAAACCGCAUCUCGUGCAAUCCAGGCCAUGACCGACGCGAGCAGACUCCCCGUGUUUCCAAUUCGAUUUCGGCGCAGACAUUCCGUGCUGCAUUGUACCCGCAUCGAAAACCCAUCGCUUCGGAGUCUUUGUCGGCACUGUCGGGAUGAGGAAGUGAUCAGGGGAAUACUGGAGGAUGACAGUGGGUUUGCAACUGUAGGAAGAAGGGAAGUGUGUUGAUGGGAUAAGAGAACGGUCCACGGGAGUCUGUUUCUCUCAAGAGAUCGACAAAAAGCAAG
This is a messenger RNA of Eremomyces bilateralis CBS 781.70, 1054 nucleotides long. RefSeq lists its product as uncharacterized. The transcript is spliced from 3 exons. Lineage: Eukaryota; Fungi; Ascomycota; Dothideomycetes; Eremomycetales; Eremomycetaceae. The record is from RefSeq and is a predicted model, not a curated record. Bases 203 to 925 code for a protein of 240 amino acids.